AUGUCAGAACCCAUCACACUCAAUGUUGGAGGAAAACUCUACACCACCUCUCUGUCCACCCUGACUAGCUUUCCAGACUCCAUGCUGGGGGCCAUGUUUAGUGGGAAGAUCCCAACCAAGAAGGACAGCCAAGGCAACUGCUUUAUUGACAGAGAUGGCAAAAUCUUCCGCUACAUCCUGAACUUCUUAAGAACUUCUCACUUGGACCUUCCCGAAGACUUCCAGGAAAUGGGUUUACUUCGAAGGGAGGUAGAUUUUUAUCAAAUCCAGCCCCUGAUUGAAGCCUUGCAGGAGAAGGAGGUGGAGCUGUCUAAAGCAGAGAAAAACGCCAUGCUCAACAUCACCCUUGAUCAGAAGACCCAGACCGUUCACUUCACCGUCCGAGAAGCACCCCAGAUCUACAGCCUGUCUUCCUCCAACAUGGAAGUGUUCAGCGCUCAUAUCUUCUCCACGUCAUGUCUGUUCCUGAAGCUCCUCGGUUCCAAACUUUACUAUUGCUUCAAUGGAAACCUCUCUUCAAUAUCCAGCUACCUGCAGGACCCCAACCAUUUGACCUUAGAUUGGGUUGCAAGCGUGGAAGGCCUUCCUGAGGAGGAGUACACCAGGCAGAACUUAAAGAGACUCUGGGUGGUGCCAGAUAAUAAGCAAAUCAAUAGUUUCCAAGUGUUUGUGGAAGAAGUGCUAAAAAUAGCCAUGAGUGAUGGUUUCUGCAUAGAUUCUUCUCAUCCACAUACUUCAGACUUCAUGAAUAAUAAGACUAUUCGCCUAAUUCGGUACAAGUAG
Molecule: messenger RNA, 783 nt
Organism: Nestor notabilis (Kea)
Lineage: Eukaryota; Metazoa; Chordata; Aves; Psittaciformes; Psittacidae
Gene: KCTD21
Product: potassium channel tetramerization domain containing 21
Exons: 1
Coding region: 1-783 (260 amino acids)
Biological process (GO): protein homooligomerization; ubiquitin-dependent protein catabolic process
Molecular function (GO): histone deacetylase binding; cullin family protein binding
Source: RefSeq, a predicted model, not a curated record